GCUUUUCGCGGGCAUUUUGAAAGGAACUUUUGGAUUAAAUCUAUAGCUGACGGUUCUAACUUGAACUACGACUGUUCUCCUCGGGUUUUUUUUGAAAGAACUAUUUGUUCCAAGUAUUAAACCUAAAGUUUGUUUCCUCUCUGGAGUGAGUGAGUUCCCCAGCAAAACCUCACGGACAAUAUACAGCAAGUAGCGAGUGGCCACAUCAGCUGAUAUGGAGAGCCGGAGUUGAACCUCUUCCCUUUGAGUCCCUGGCGCUUUGAUUGCACACUGUUCGAGGACAACAGUGCUGGUCGGUCGUAAGUGAGAUGGACAAGAAGAAACCCCUGAACAGAGCGACAUACACAGAGGCUGAUUGGCGUGCUUCUCCUGCCAGCUCCCACCUUCUCCAUGCCCACCUACUUGCGGUGCCAUCAGGGAGAGACUUGAAAGGUAUUUGAAACUGUCUUCCUUAAUCAUUUCCCGGAUCCCGCAGGACGCGCCGCGUGACGUGACAACAGAGGAAGGACGGACAAGGGGAGGAGGAGAAAGUGAUGUUAUACGUCAAUCUUCUCCAAGGGUUCAGGAGGAACGCCCAGUGACACAGAUGGAAGGAGUGACAGACUCGAGACCAUCCCUCAUGGAGCAUUGGUCGUUGCACAGUUUUUUCCUCCAAGUAUGGACAAAGCCCAUCUCUCGAGCUCUAAUGACAUCAUAAUGACGAGCGCGACAGGCUCCUACCAGCAGGAGCCCCUGACUCCACCCAGACCCGCCCACCAUCACUCGUCGUCCUCGUCCUCCCCGUCCUCCUCGUCCUCGCCGCUCAAGCCUAACCAGGUCGGCCAAGUCAUCCUGUACGGCGUUCCCAUCGUGUCCCUGGUCAUCGACCACAACGAGAGACUUUGCCUGGCGCAGAUCUCAAACACGCUCCUCAAGAACUACAGCUACAAUGAGAUCCACAACCGGCGCGUGGCGCUGGGCAUCACCUGUGUGCAGUGCACGCCGGUGCAGCUGGAGAUCCUGCGUCGUGCCGGCGCCAUGCCCAUCUCGUCGCGCCGCUGUGGCAUGAUCACCAAGCGGGAGGCCGAGCGCCUGUGCAAGUCCUUCCUGGGGGAGAAUGCUCCGCCCAAACUGCCCGACAACUUCGCUUUCGACGUGUCGCACGAGUGCGCCUGGGGUUGCCGCGGCAACUUCAUCCCGGCGCGCUACAACAGCUCCCGGGCCAAAUGCAUCAAGUGCUCCUUCUGCAACAUGUACUUCUCCCCGAAUAAGUUCAUCUUCCACUCCCACCGCACGCCCGACGCCAAGUACACCCAACCCGACGCCGCCAACUUCAACUCUUGGCGACGACAUCUCAAACUCAGCGAGAAAAUCCCGCCCGAUGAGUUGGUCUUCGCGUGGGAAGACGUCAAAGCCAUGUUCAAUGGCGGCAGCCGGAAGAGAGCCCUGCCCUCCUCAUCCCACUGCUCCUCCAUGGGGUCGAUGAAGAACCUCGGCGGUUCGGUGGUGCCUCACAUGAUGGGACCGGACCUGGGCGCUCAGAAGAGAGGCCGCUUCGAAGAUGAGGACGAUCUGGACGGAGGCGGUCUGUCUCCCCGCAAGGCACCACGUAGUUAUCCCGUCAUCCCCGUCCCGAGCAAAAGCUUCGGCAUGCUGCAGAAGUUCCCUCCCACGUCGCUCUUCCCCUCACCGUACCCCUUCCCGGCAUUUGGCCUCUGCCAGCAGAAGAAAGAUGACAGUGAUGUUUCAGCCGGGCAGAAAGGAGCAGGCCUGUCUGGUCUUUUAUGGCCCGGCCGCAAAGACACUUUUUAUCCUCCCUUCUGCAUGUUCUGGCCACCGAGAGCAGCGGGAGGAAUCCCCGUCCCCACCUACCUCCAGCCGCAGCCCAGUGCCCUCUCCUCCCUGGCGGACAACCCUUCACUCAGACAGGCCUUCCUGGAUCUCUCAGACCCCGGUGAGCCCGGAGCUGUCGCGGGCAGCGCAAAUGGCGUCGGUGCAGCAACCAUGGCCUCUGGCAGUGCGACCACCACAACGCGAACGGGGCUUUUUGACCCAGACUGCACGACGGUAACCCCUGACCUCCGCCCCGUGACGUCAGAGGGCUGGCUCAAACUCCUGGACGCCCCCACCCUGCAGACCAGGAAGCCGAGCUACGGAUCGGCCUUCCGCCCUGUCAUCAAAGAUGCAGAGAGCAUUGCCAAACUUCACGGCAGCAGCGGAGGCGUCACCGGGGCAACGGACGAAGACUUUGGCGUCCGCCACCAGCGGCUAUCGCCCACCAGCAGCUGUAGUUACGGAAGUGAAAGCGGCGGCGACGGUGAAGCGGAGGUAGGGGACAGUGAGGAGGAGGGGGAGGUGGACGUGGAGUCGUCAAAGCAGGACGAGGAUGAGGAGGAAGGGAGUUUCACAAACAGGCCACCACAGACUCAAACCAACCUGUACCUCCCUGCGCUGAGCGACAGCGCCGGAGAGGAGAGGGGGAAGGAGAGAGGGAGUGGCGUCGCGUACCCCAGCGCCUCCCCUCCCCCCUCCUCCUCGGACCCCAUCCAGCAGGAGUCCCCCAGCCCGCCUGCCUCCCCUCCAGCCAGCCUGCCUCUCUCCAGCUCCAACCCGCCUCACCGAGAGGACCCCGCUUACAAAAACAUCCACAAAAACAGAGACGAAGGACUUCCUGCGUAUGCAACCAAAGACAACUCCAGCAAUUCUGACGAAAACAAAGAGCAGAGUAGUUUCUUUGCGCCAGAGAGUGAGACGUCUGCACCGGACUACUGGAGGGAGAGCUCAGGUGAUCAGAGCCAAGGCGCUUCCUCUCCGGUUCCACUGAAGAAGGACGUUGAGAACAUGGAGAAAGAGGAGCUUCAGAAGGUUUUGCUGGAGCAGAUCGACUUCAGGAGGAGACUGGAGCAGGAGUUUCAUGCUCUGAAGGGCACCUCGCCAUUUCCUGUUUUCCAUAAUUUCCAAGAUCAGAUGAAACGAGAGCUCGCCUACCGAGAGGAGAUGGUCCAACAGUUACAGAUGAUUCCCUACGCAAACAUCAUCAGGAAAGAAAAGAUCAGCUCACAUCUCAACAAGUAGCUGAAAAGCAGACUCAAGAGAAUCAAAGAGGAAGAAGCUGCUUGGAUUUCUGUGACUGUUCCAAGAAUAAAAAAGACUGCUCACACAAAAUAUAUAUAUACAAAAAUAUAUAAGACAGUGUGGACCUCUAUCCGUUCCCAUUCUCCUCAAUGGGAAAUUGGUCUCAGACUUUGUACAUUUCUUAUCCUGGGACCGGAGCGAUUCGGCUGCUUCUUCAGUACCUUGAAUGUUAAUAGCCCAGCACUUAAAAAACUCUUGUCUGCUAUAAGAACUCAUUUGGAGCGGUUCAUACUGUCGUGUGUUUCGUCCUUCGUCACGUUUAUUUUCCUGGACUGACUGAACUGAGAGGGAGGGACACGAGACUGGCGACACCAGGAGACUUCCUGCUCUUUUCCUCGUCGCUGCGCCGGCAGUCAAACUCAAAGCUUUACCAAAACCAGGACCAAAGCGACCGACGCCUCUCUUCAUGCCCCUUGAACUUUUGUAGGGCUUUUGAAAAGGCAGUUGUAAGACUUUUCCUUCUCCUAAAAAAACUUGUCCAAGCUCUUACCAGAUGAUGAACAGUCAUAGAUUCAAGAAGACUGAGCUGCUGGCCCCAAUUGCACAGUACAUACACCAGACUGUGGAUGAGGACGGACGUCACACGAGAGUUUUCGCUGCUGUUGUUGUCAUUGUUGUUGUUGUUGUUGUUGUUGUUGUUGUUGUUGUUGAGAAACACACAUACCGACCUUAAUUUAUUGUCAACAUAUAUAUAUAUCCCCACGGGAUUCUCCUCAGUUGCGCUUAAACAAACUUCCCUGUGAACGCAAAUCCUCAUUACCGCAGAUUAUCGACACAGUCAAUAAUCACUGAAGAGAAAAUCGGUGGACACUUUGAUACAACACAAGCUUUGGUCUUUGAGUCGUCCCUAAACAUGAAGGUGCCAGAUGAAGAACAGAAUAAAGGGAAAUGCGAACACAGGGAGUAUUUGUGUUUUUGGUUUUUAAACCUAACGGUGCUGUUUGACUAGAAUCAGCAAAGGGUGGUAUCAAAAAAGUGUUCACAAGGGCAUCACAAUUUGUACCCAUGGUAUUUGUAUUUGGGAUGGAUUUCUGAAUGUGAAAAACAAAACAGUAUUAUGUCCAAUGCAGGUGUUGCAGCAUCUGAUUACGUUUUUGUUUUUUUUAACUUUGAAAUAACAUUCUGUCACAUCUACAGUGUGUAACAUGAAGGUACCAGAUGAAAUCGCUGAAUCCGCCUUUUAAACUUUGUUUGGGAUGUUGGCAGACGAUCAAAGGCCAAUUGUUUUUAUCCGUAAAAGAAUGUCUGGGGCCACGAGGAGCGACGUCUGUCAGUGUUGUAGAUCUGCCUGUAAAUGAUUUCACCCCGACUGUAUAAAACGUCAUUAGUGAGAACACUGAACCUCACUGUCAUGUCUGUCUGUAUGUGUUUGUUUGUUUAUUUAUUUGAGUAUCAGACCCUGAUUAUGAAAAUAUUAUUUAUUGCAAUGUUAAAAGAAAGAGAUGACGAUGAUGACGGUGCAGUCCGUGUGUAUGUCAGAGAGAAUUAAAAAAGGAAAGUCGCCCUCA
This is a messenger RNA of Scophthalmus maximus (turbot), 4622 nucleotides long. RefSeq names its product SKI family transcriptional corepressor 2 (gene skor2). Gene Ontology annotation, molecular function: RNA polymerase II cis-regulatory region sequence-specific DNA binding; DNA-binding transcription factor activity, RNA polymerase II-specific; SMAD binding. The transcript has 11 exons. The record is from RefSeq and is a predicted model, not a curated record. Gene Ontology annotation, cellular component: nucleus; transcription regulator complex. NCBI's taxonomy places the organism in Eukaryota, Metazoa, Chordata, Actinopteri, Pleuronectiformes, Scophthalmidae. Bases 658 to 3054 code for a protein of 798 amino acids. Gene Ontology annotation, biological process: negative regulation of BMP signaling pathway; negative regulation of transcription by RNA polymerase II.